UAUUAGGUUUAUCGGUAUUUCCGCAUCGCCAAUUUUCAAUCCAGCGACGUUUUAUAGGAAGUUUCAGGAAGUGCAGCUUGAAUCUGAGAUACAGAAUUUGUCUACAGGUUUAGAGGUGUUAUUACACCCGGCCUGACUGCUGUAUUCAAGUGAGAUGCAGGCGAUAAGAAAUUACUUCCGGCCUGCCUGGUCUUCUGAUGCAAAGCUAGAUGGCAAAACAGUUGUCAUCACCGGUGCCAACACUGGUAUUGGCAAAGAGACAGCCAUCGACUUGGCCAAAAGAGGGGCAAAGAUCAUAAUAGCAUGCAGGGACAUGGAGAAAGCAGAAGCUGCUGUGAAAGAUAUCAAAGAAAGCUCUGGCAACGAAAAUGUCCUCUGCAUGAAACUCGACUUGUCAGAUAGCAAGUCGAUAAGAGAAUUCGCUGAAGCCAUCAACAAAGGAGAGCCAAAACUCGACAUCCUCAUCAACAAUGCUGGUGUGAUGGUGUGUCCUUAUGGGAAGACAGCAGAUGGUUUUGAGAUGCAGAUCGGUGUCAAUCACAUGGGUCACUUCCUCUUGACGUAUUUGUUGCUGGACCUGAUUAAAAGGUCGACACCAGCCAGGAUCAUCAAUGUGUCUUCAAUGGCUCACUCAUGGGGCAAAAUCAAUCUGGAGGACAUCAACAGUGAGAAGGGUUACAACAAGAAUGAAGCCUACUCCCAGAGCAAGCUAGCCAACGUCCUCUUCACCCGCUCACUGGCUAAACGACUAGAGGGCACAGGUGUGACAACAUACGCUCUCCAUCCUGGAGUCGUCCAGACAGAUUUAUGGCGUCAUCUGAGCGGCCCUCAGCAGUUUGUCAUGAAGCUGGUCAGUCCUUUCACCAAGAACUCUGUCCAGGGAGCUCAGACAACCAUUUACUGUGCAGUGGAGCCAACACUGGAGAAAGAGAGCGGUGGAUACUACAGUGACUGUGCUCCUGCCAACUGCUCUGCAUACGGAAAGGACGACGACUUGGCACAGAAGCUGUGGGAGCUGAGCUGUAAGAUGCUCGGCAUAACGUGGGAAUGAAGCAACAUGGAUUCACAAUAAAAGCCUUCAGUUUACAGUCAGAUGUAUGACUUCACUAAUCAAUGCAUUGUAUCCUUUCACUAAUACUGCCUGCCAAGAAGUUUUCAUACAGUUACAUAGUAUAUAUAUUUUUCUAACAGUUCAUGUUUGUACUUGUUUUACAUACAAACAUACAGCACUUGAACAACAUGGCACUAUUUCUAAUUAAGAAAAAUCCAAGUAUACUACAUAAUUAAUUUUAAGUUUAUAUUUCUGAUUUACAGAAAUGACCAUAAUAAUACUAUAAUACCUUUCUAUCCAUCUGUGAUAAUAGUUUCAUAGUGGAUAUUUGGAUUUAAAUUUUAACACUCACAGAAACCCUUUUUUCAAUGAGUCAGACUACAGUGAUGUCUACAUGUCUCAAUGAUUUUCUGUACUGGACAUUAAACUUGCUCCAUAACACA
Molecule: messenger RNA, 1494 nt
Organism: Lates calcarifer (barramundi perch)
Lineage: Eukaryota; Metazoa; Chordata; Actinopteri; Centropomidae
Gene: rdh12l
Product: retinol dehydrogenase 12, like
Exons: 7
Coding region: 155-1051 (298 amino acids)
Source: RefSeq, a predicted model, not a curated record